AUGAAACUACUUAACAUCAUAGGGAGUUUGUUGCUCCUCGUUGUUAGUGGUGUACUUGGUAAAACACAUACAUUUCAUUUUAAUGCAACCUAUGUUCAAGCAAAUCCCGACGGACUUCAUGAAAGACGAAUGAUUGGAUUCAAUAAUGCAUGGCCAAAUCCUACUAUACGCGUUAAAAAGAGCGAUAGAGUUGAAAUAUACUUAACUAACUUAUUAGAAGAUAGAAACACGUCAUUACAUUUCCAUGGAUUGUUUCAAAAGGGAUCUAAUGCCAUGGAUGGACCAGAAAUGGUAACUCAAUGUCCAAUAGCUCCAGGACAAACAUUUAUAUAUAAUUUUACGGUUGACGAUCAAGUGGGUACUUAUUGGUAUCAUUCCCAUUCUGGAGCUCAAUAUGGUGAUGGUUUAAGAGGAGUGUUCAUCAUUGAAGAUGAUGAUUAUCCAUUUGAAUUUGAUCAUGAAGAUGUUAUUACUCUUGGAGAACAUUAUCAUAAAGAAACUCCAGAGAUCUUGAAAUCAUUUAUGAGUAGGUAUAAUCCAACUGGUGCUGAACCUAUCCCUCAAAACUCAUUAUUAAAUGAAACUAAGAAUUCAACAUGGUCAGUUGAACCAGAUACUACUUAUUUAUUAAGAAUUGUCAAUGUUGGACUUUUCACAUCUCAAUAUUUCUACAUCCAACAUCAAUCGUUAACUAUUGUUGAAAUAGAUGGGGUUUAUGUUGAACCAGUCAUGGUGGAUUCAAUCUAUAUAUCUACUGGUCAACGUUAUUCAGUGUUGGUAAAAACUAGCAAAGCUGCUGAUUUGAAUGAACGAAUGGUUAAUAUUAUUGAUUAUGAAAUGUUAGAUGUCCUUCCACCUGAUUUAGAACUAGUAUCUACAAGUUGGGUUCAAUAUAAUAAAUCAGCAGUAUUACCAGCACCAUUGGCUAAUCAUAAUUAUUUUGACUUCAUUAAAGCUUUGAAUCCAGUUGAAGAAUUUGAAUUAGUACCUUUGCACAAGGAAUUAAUUCUUCCAGAUGCAGACUAUAAAAUUGAACUUAAUUUUACCAUGGAAGUUUUGGGUGAUGGUGUAACAUAUGCUUUGUUUAAUAAGCAUACUUAUGUACCACCUAAAGUUCCUACGUUAUUGUCAGUAUUUUCAGCUGGAGAAUAUUCAGGUGGUGAUUUUAGUACUAUAUCAGAAAUUUAUGGAUCAAAUACAAAUUCAUACACUGUCCGUAAUAAUGAAAUUAUUGAAAUUGUGUUAAAUAAUUUAGAUCCAGGUAAACAUCCAUUCCAUUUACAUGGUCAUACUUUCCAAGUAAUUGCCAAAUCACCAGAAGGGACUGAAGAAGAACCUAAUUUGUUUAAUCCAUCCAAUAUUACAUUUCCCGAGUAUCCUAUGAUUCGUGAUACUGUGCAAGUAAAUCCUAAUGGUUAUAUAGUUCUUCGAUUCAAAGCUGAUAAUCCAGGAGUAUGGUUUUUCCAUUGUCAUGUUGAUUGGCAUUUGGAACAAGGUUUAGCCAUUACAAUAAUUGAGGCACCUGAUUAUAUCCAUAAACAACAAUCAUUAACUGAAAAUCAUCUUAAUGCCUGUAAGGCUGCAAAUGUUCCUUAUAAAGGUAAUGCGGCAGGUAAUUUUGGUGAAUCUCACACGGAUUGGUCAAACUUACAUGGAGAAAAUACCCAAUUCCCACCAUUACCAGCAGGAUUUACUACAAAGGGAUAUAUUGCUAUGCUCGUAUGUUCUUUGGCAGCUGUUUAUGGGGUUUAUUCCAUUUAUAAAUAUGGUAUGGAAGAUGUAAAUACAGAAAACACUGAGAAAAUGAUUAAUAAAUUGUAUGAGUUAUUAGCCGAACAUGAUGGACAAGAUGAGUCGGCUAUGUUUAGUUUAAACAGUAAUGGGCAAGCAGUAGAGCAUUAG
Molecule: messenger RNA, 1902 nt
Organism: Scheffersomyces coipomensis
Lineage: Eukaryota; Fungi; Ascomycota; Pichiomycetes; Serinales; Debaryomycetaceae
Gene: FET33
Product: putative oxidoreductase
Exons: 1
Coding region: 1-1902 (633 amino acids)
Biological process (GO): reductive iron assimilation; cellular response to iron ion starvation
Molecular function (GO): ferroxidase activity; copper ion binding
Source: RefSeq, a predicted model, not a curated record